Molecule: messenger RNA, 1511 nt
Organism: Macrosteles quadrilineatus (aster leafhopper)
Lineage: Eukaryota; Metazoa; Arthropoda; Insecta; Hemiptera; Cicadellidae
Product: metalloendopeptidase OMA1, mitochondrial-like
Exons: 1
Coding region: 149-1261 (370 amino acids)
Biological process (GO): protein quality control for misfolded or incompletely synthesized proteins; mitochondrial protein processing
Cellular component (GO): mitochondrial inner membrane
Molecular function (GO): metalloendopeptidase activity
Source: RefSeq, a predicted model, not a curated record
UAUUAUUAGUUGCUAUAGUCAUUAUGAAAAUUUGGACGCAGAACACACAUAAACCUCGCCUUAUUCUAUUUUGAUACAAAGAAACAAAGUUCUAAAAAAAUACGUUAUUCGUCAUUAUUCUGAUAACUUUUAAAAUUGGUUCGACAUUAUGUUUCCACUGAUCUCAGCAUUCGGAAGAAGAUGUUCCUUCACUCAAACUAUCAGUGUUAAACUCGUACACCCUACAAGACGCACACAUAGCUUGCAGGUCAGGAACACGAAAUUCUAUGUAACAUCAACGAGGGAAAAUUGCUUAAAAGCUUGUAGAACCAGGAUUAAUCCGGAUGGCUCAGUUGCAUUCCACACAGGUAAGGCAAGACAAGCUCCAAACAAAUGGAUGAUUAUUCUCAAAGUAUUGAGAAUACUUAGGCCCGCAACUAUGAUUGCAUUGCUACAAGCCGUUAACGUAGACGUGAGGGAGCUACGGCUCGGGGCAAUAGCUAUAGUAGGAGUUAUAUUUAUUGUUUCGGGCUGUUUGUUUUAUUGGACACAUCUGGAGGAGUGUCCAAUCACAAAGCGAAAGAAAUUCUUAGUACUUUCAGCGGGUGAGAGGCAGACGAUGGGAGAGCAAUUGUCAGUCAAAUUUGUUGAAAGGUACACAGGGAGAGUGAAGAUGACCGGUGAAGCUUGUAAGCAUGUAUCUGGAAUAUGCAAAAGAAUGGUAAAAGCCAACAAACACUUGCCGGGAAUAAAGAAAGAUUGGCGCGUGUUCAUAAUCGAGGAUAGUAAAGUCAGGAACGCAUUCGUCUUACCCAACGGACACAUCUUUGUGUUCUCUGGUAUAGUAGAAACGGUGAAAAACGAUGAUCAGUUAGCUGCAGUGGUGGGUCAUGAGAUGGCUCAUGCUCUUCUGAACCACGCCAGUGAGAAGAUGAGCAACACUCUAUUGCUGAAGCUGAUAUUGCUGGUGCCCAUAUUGAUCAUAUGGGCUAAGCUUCCUGAAGCAGCUGGGUACGCUGAUUAUCUCAGUGAAAUCAUGUUCACCCUCCCGAUGAGCAGACAGCUCGAAACUGAAGCGGAUGUCGUAGGCGUGGAGAUGAUGUCGAGAGCUUGCUUCGAUCCUCGCCAGGCAGUUGAACUUUGGAAGCUAAUGGACGAACUAGCUCGGACGAAUAAAAUUGAGUGGAUGUCAACUCACCCAAGUCCCGGAACUCGCUACCAGACUUUGGAAAAACUCAUGCCCGGCGCGAUGGGUAUAUACUCUAGCCAUUGUAAAACUUGAGCUACGAAUUAUCUUGAAUGAGCGAAACAAGUUAGAGAUCCGAGCUGAGGUUGAGUAGCUCUCUCAAACAAUUAAUUGCGGUGAUGAGUUCAAAAUGUUAAUUUGUGUAUGUUUUGUACAUACGGUCUUGCGUCAAAGAUGUUGAAAGAAAUUGGGCUGAUUUCAAAAUGGCGGUGUUGCUAGAAUCGUACAUCAAUAAGAAAGUGUCAAAUAGUCUCAAAUGUAUUUGUUAAUAUUGUAUCAAUAUCAG